This is a messenger RNA of Aspergillus nidulans FGSC A4, 450 nucleotides long. Its product is annotated as DNA-directed RNA polymerase core subunit RPB10. Gene Ontology annotation, cellular component: RNA polymerase III complex; RNA polymerase II, core complex; RNA polymerase I complex. Gene Ontology annotation, molecular function: zinc ion binding; DNA binding; DNA-directed RNA polymerase activity. Lineage: Eukaryota; Fungi; Ascomycota; Eurotiomycetes; Eurotiales; Aspergillaceae. The record is from RefSeq and is a predicted model, not a curated record. Gene Ontology annotation, biological process: transcription initiation at RNA polymerase I promoter; termination of RNA polymerase I transcription; transcription elongation by RNA polymerase I. The coding region runs from base 30 to 254 and encodes 74 amino acids. The transcript is spliced from 4 exons.
CUCGUUCUUGUACUCCUUUGUUCAACACGAUGAUAAUUCCGGUUCGGUGCUUCUCAUGCGGCAAGGUUGUUGGCGAUCUCUGGGAGCGAUACCUACAGCUUCUUGACGAUGGUAUCCCCGAUGGAGACGCUAUGGAUCAACUCGGGUGCAAGCGCUAUUGCUGUCGCCGAAUGGUCAUGACACACGUUGACUUGAUUGAAAAGCUUCUGCGAUAUAAUCCCACUGAGAGAGAUCGAGCCAAAGCCCAAGUAUAAUUGCUUCAAUAUCAGCCACAGCAACUAAAAAGCGGCGCUUUCUGCAGUUAAAUUCUGCCUGCGCGGGUCGCACAUUUAUCGUCACCGGUUUUAACCGACCCUCAAAUGUAUCAGCACUACGAAUAACUGCCUUGAAGAGCGGUCAAUUCUAGAGCCGGCGCAAGGUCUCUUCCAUGCCUUGUGCUCGGGCAUCCCC